Syzygium oleosum is the source of this 1755-nucleotide messenger RNA. RefSeq names its product AT-hook motif nuclear-localized protein 16. The record is from RefSeq and is a predicted model, not a curated record. The coding region runs from base 856 to 1605 and encodes 249 amino acids. The transcript has a single exon. NCBI's taxonomy places the organism in Eukaryota, Viridiplantae, Streptophyta, Magnoliopsida, Myrtales, Myrtaceae. Gene Ontology annotation, molecular function: DNA-binding transcription factor activity; minor groove of adenine-thymine-rich DNA binding. Gene Ontology annotation, cellular component: nucleus. Gene Ontology annotation, biological process: vegetative to reproductive phase transition of meristem.
ACUGGCUGAAGGGAUCGUGUAUAUUUCAUAUGAAGGAAAGGAUCAGGUUAAGUGUUCAAUGUAAAUGCAUUUGCAAGUUAUUACUUGUCAUUUGUCGUGUGCAUUAAGCCAACUUGAAGCUUUUCAGUUUCUAAACUAUAUUGUUUGAUUGACUUAUGCAUUUACAGCAAGAGAUUUAUGAAGGAGAGCAUGCACCAGUGAUAAGGUGCGAAUCUGUACUCUUACUCUGUCACAAAGGCAAUAAAGAAACAAACAGCAGAUCAUCUGCAAUCUCGAUCUCCACUGCCCACUGAAAGAACUUGGAAGAAGACCCACACAGAAACAACUCGACAUUUAUCUCUAGUCAUCUGCAAGAAAAAAUCUCCCUUACAUUUAGGAAGGAGAUUGCACUGGUAAGCCCCCACAGGAUACCCAGAAAUCAUUAUCUGAAGGCAAGGCCGUAAUACCUGAGCAAGUGCAGAGUGACAACUGCACCCUAUUCUGCAUUGUAUGAACUUUAAAAAGUUUUGAGUAAGUUACCCUAAGGGAAAGCUUAAUUUAAUAGCUUUCCUAGAGUGUGCUUGUCAAUCGAAAGUGCUGCAUAAGAUAGUGAAUUCUGUCCACAAGGCAAUUCACAUGAAUUUAAAGUCAGUUGAGAGUAGAAGUGAAAAGAGCAGUUUUAAAAUUCCCUUUUCUACAGAGUUUGGUAUUACUUAACCAUGUCCUAAUCAUCAAUCAUUCCUUCCUGUUGUUGGUGUUAAAUUAUUGCCCAAAAGCUGCCUACUUAUACUGCUCUGUGCCUUUCCUGCUGUGUUAAGUGAAUUCAACAAAUUCAUAAUCACCAUAUCCAAGCGGGAUUGGCGGUUUUGUGUGCAAAUGGCAGGCGGUGCAGAUUUAGCUGUCCUUCCUCUAUGCAAAAAAGCUGUUGUUGACAGAAGCCAAGAACCCGGCAAGAACCACCACAAGAACCUGGUUUCUUCUGCAGCAGAGGGAGAGACAAUUCGGCGGCCUCGGGGAAGGCCCGCCGGUUCCAAGAACAAGCCCAAGCCACCCAUCAUUGUGACAAGGGACAGUGCCAAUGCCCUUCGAGCUCACGCCAUGGAGGUGAGCUCUGGCUGCGAUGUGGCCGAGAGCCUGACCAGCUUCGCCCGCAGGAAGCAGCGCGGGCUCUGCAUCCUCAGUGGAACAGGCUGCGUGACCAAUGUGACAAUCCGGCAGUCGGUGUCCUCCGGGGCUAUCGUGACCCUCCAUGGCCGGUUUGAGAUCCUCUCGCUACUAGGCUCGAUCCUGCCCCCACCAGCCCCGCCCGGGAUAAUGGGCCUGACAAUAUACCUUGCUGGGGCCCAGGGGCAGGUGGUUGGAGGGGGUGUGGUCGGCGGGCUGAUUGCCUCGGGCCCUGUCAUGAUCAUGGCCGCGUCAUUCAUGAACGCGACGUUCGACCGAUUGCCGCUGGAUGAUGAUGAAGUGUCUGUGGCAAUUCAGAAUCAGCAUUACCAGAACGGUCGGCACCAGCACACGGACAUAUCUGAUUUAUACGGAAUGCCUCAGAACCUGCUUAACAAUGCCGGGAGUCUCCAUCCGGAAAUGUAUGCUUGGGGGAGCGCACGGGCCGCGCCGAAGACUUAAGCUUACUUGGGAGAAACUUAAGAAAAACAAUCCUCAAUACAGAAAGAAAAGUUACUAUAAAAAGGUUGUUUGUUUGGCUUUUCCUGAAGCAGCAUAAGCAUUGUAGCUUUGGUUACUGAUCAAAUAUGGAAAUACUCACUUGGUAUCACA